AACACAUCAAAUACAAUAAAAUUAGUGCGCGUGCGUGGAAAUUGCAUGAAAUCUAGCACACUGGCACAUUUCCAUAACCCAAGAAAUGGAAGUAUAAUAGCAGAAGGUUUAAGGAAAUAAAGUGUGUGGAAUCUGUUCUACAUAGGAGAUGUUAAUGAGCUUUUUUACAUGUUUUAUAUUAUUAAGUUGAGAAGGUGUAGAAAUGUCACGUUCAAAAUCUGAAAAGAUUGGAAAUGGUGGUAAAUGCGAACUAAGUGUAUGGACACGUGCGAUAACAGCGAACUCCGAAUGGCCAGAUAAAGAAGAAUUUCUUGAUGUUAUAUACUGGGCCAGACAAGCAAUUGGUAUUAUAGUUGGUAUAGGAUGGGGUCUUAUACCUUUAAAAGGUUUCAUAGCUCUACUAUUAUUUGUAUUAGUUAACGCAGGUGUCACGUAUCUGUAUUUUAGCAACUUUCAACAAAUUGAUGAGGAAGAAUUUGGUGGUAUAUGGGAAUUAACUAAAGAAGGUUUCAUGACAUCAUUUGCUGGUUUUCUGGUCACUUGGAUCAUUAUAUAUUCAGGGUUACAUUUUGAUUGAUUAGUUUCUGUGUAAGUGAUGAUUUUACUGAUAAGAACAUAAAUAUGUAUAAUAUUUUCCAAAAAUCAAGUGCGUAUAUGCAAUUGACCUCAUAAGAAUUUUUGUCAAGAGCAAUUAUUUUUCACAGUUCAUAUGAGCUUUAGACUUGUAGCACAAUAAAUACAUAAGAAUUA
Frieseomelitta varia is the source of this 750-nucleotide messenger RNA. Its product is annotated as respirasome Complex Assembly Factor 1. Gene Ontology annotation, biological process: mitochondrial respirasome assembly. Bases 203 to 577 code for a protein of 124 amino acids. The record is from RefSeq and is a predicted model, not a curated record. The transcript has 4 exons. NCBI's taxonomy places the organism in Eukaryota, Metazoa, Arthropoda, Insecta, Hymenoptera, Apidae.